GAAGACGGAAGCAGAUCGGUCGCGGUUUGUGAGUGAUUCAAUUACAACAAAUUGUGUGUUACCAAAUAAAUUAAACAUACGUUUUAAUCAGUAUUUAGGCUAGAUAGUAACAUUGUGCAACAAGCGUUAUACAGUAUCACAGAUCAGUCACAUAAGAUAGUUUCUGGAUAUUUUUCGGACAGUGAAGAGCGCAUGCCUCCAUGGCCACAAGGUGUUUCUGUCCAGGUGGAGCAUCUGAAAAUUAGCCAUCUUCACUGUUGCAAUCAGAACUGAGGUGAUCUGCGGAAGUCCAUAUGUCGUCAUAAUUUACCUGCUUAUUCUGUCAAUGGUUAUAGUAGGUACCAUGUCAGACUUCACCAUCGAUAUCCAGCUGACAGAACUAGGGUUCCCUGACAUCUUGCAGCCCAGAGAAACAACCUGUGUGAAGGAGACACCAUCGCCUUCGGCCUCUAACAAUAUCUCCCCUGGAUCCCUGGCUAACCUCCAAACCCCCAGUUCCUCACUGCCUCCUGCUGCACUCACCCCCACAGCUGUGGACCCAGAACUGGUCAGUGUAGAUCAGCUGGUUUCUGUAGACUCACAGACUGCUUCUACAGUUCAGCAGGUUGCCUCACAGACUGUCCCUCACAUUACAGUAACCCCAAAUCCCUCUGGGCCCCCUGAGACACUGACAAUACUCUGCCCACCCCCUCCUUCUACACACAAACCCGUGGCAGUGCCACACACGUCACGGCCUGUUAGUCCCAUAUUGCUACCCAAGAGUUUAGUAAGUGGUCAAAGCAAUAGCCUUCACCAAAACCCCAAAAUAACUAAAACUGUCCUGAUAUCUGUGUCUCGUGUUGGAGCUGGUACUGUGUUGACUACUGUACCAGCUACUUCCACUCCCCCUGUUGAACACUUAAGAACCAUUAAGAAUGAUUCCGAGCUGCCGCUGGCAGACCAGACUGCAAUGUUUCAGACCACUCCAAAACCUGUAAACACAGGGAAGCUAGGAAGGGCGGUCACUGAUAAAGCUGAGGAAGAAGAACCUGGUGAAAAAAUUGGAGGGAAAGGUGUUUUCGAUGAUGGGAAAGUGCAAGGACCGAAAGAGAAAGUAGCAGAAGUUGCAAAGAGUUUAGAGGAGGAUUCUGAGGAAACGGAUGACAGUGAGGUUUCUGAGAAUGAGGAUGAUGACGAAGAGGAAGAGGAGGAGGAGGAACUGGACCCAGAAGCAGAGCCUGGAGGUUCAGGCGAACACCGCUGUAGCGUCUGUGACCUCGUCCUUUCCUCCAGCUUCCAGCUCCAGGAGCACAUGAACCUGCACACAGGGGCACGCCCCUACUGCUGUGCCGAGUGUGGCAAGCGCUUCUGUCAGCUGGCCAACUACCGCUCCCACCUGCGGACGCACGCCCAGCCCCAGACCUCAGUCCCACCCGUACAGCUCCGCUGCCGUGUUUGCCUGAAGGGCUUCGAUUCUGAGCAGGGUUUGAAGGACCACCUAGCCAAGUCCCACUUUGAGAAGGAGUUCUAUGAGUGUGACGCAUGCAAGCGCAUCUUCACCUGCCUGACCAAGUGUGAGGAGCACCUGGAGGAGCACAAGCGCGAGCUGGCGGACCACGUGUGUCUGCAGUGCUGCCGCCGCUUCCGCCUGCGCCGCUCUCUCCGCCGCCACAAGGAGCGGGGCUGUGUCCGCAGCUAUCGCUGCACKGACUGCCCCAUGAACUUCAGCCGCAAGAAUGCCCUCCUCAAGCACAGCUUCUCCCACCUGGGCCUGCUGCCUUACACCUGCAUCCAGUGCCGCGCACAUUUCCGCCUGGCCAGGCUCUAUCGUAAGCACGAYUGUGAGCCGGAGCGYCUCCACUGCGUGGCAUGCCUGGGCGUCUUCCAGAGCCACAACGACUUCCAGAGGCACAAGAGGGAGACGGGCUGCUGGGGCCAGCAGGGGACCAAGGGGGAUGAGAUCCGCUGUAUGGAGUGUGGCCAGGCCUUCUCCACGGCUGACGAGCUGAAGAAUCACGCCGGGGCCCACCAGAGGGUGAUGACCUGCUCCGAGUGCGGCAAGGGCUUCCGCUCGGCCUUGAUGCUGAUGUCACACAUGGGGGGCCACGCAGGGUCGAGGCCCUGUCUGUGUAAGAACUGUGGCCUGGGCUUCCCUCACCAGCAGGGUUACGAGAGCCACCUCAAGGACUGUGGACGCAAACCCCCUCCUGUGAUGGCUCCAAAGAAACCACGGAAGGACGCCCCUGCUGCUCCUUCCAAACCGCUAGCCCAGCUCGCUCCAAGUUAUCUCCCUGUCUCUGCUCCUGUGAAGAAACCAGAGAGACAAGCGUCAGCACCACUUCAUACUCUGGUGAGAAUGCCAGGCUCUGCCCCUGCCAGAGUCACUAUGGGAGUCCCUGCUUCUACCCCAGUGAGAAUGCCAGGCUCUGCCCCUGCCAGAGUCACUAUGGGAGUCCCUGCUUCUACCCCAGUGAGAAUACCAGGCUCUGCCCCUGCCAGAGUCACUAUGGGAGUCCCUGCUUCUACCCCAGUGAGAAUGCCAGGCUCUGCCCCUGCCGGAGUCACAAUGGGAAUCCCUAACACCACUGCUGUCCGUGUGGUGAGCCCUGACCAACCCACCAAGGGGCUGUGGAAGCUCAGCCUGGACAAACAGCCUCCUCCUGGGGUGUCCUUGGUCAUGUUUGUCCCUGCCAACACCCCUCUGGCCUCUGGCCUCUCUGGCCCAUCCUCCACCCCCCAGCUCCCAGCCCUCUCAGGCACACAGCCCCAAUGGAAGGUAUUCAACCCAGCACCAAAUCCAGGAGCCCCUCCUCCGGUGCUGUGCCAGUCCAGGUUCACCUCUGAGCCAGGCCUGAGCCUGCGCUACUCCUCUGAUGCCCCGCUGGAUCUGGCCUUAAAGACCGCUGACUACGAACAGGAGCCUGCUAAUAUACUACCUCUUGAUCUGUCUAACAAGUCGACUUGCUCCACUCCUCCUGCUAACCUUGUAGUCAAGACUGAACCGAGAGACCCUGGGUUUGCAGAGGAGACUGAGGAAGAAGUAUUCACAAGUUUAACAGGUGAUAAAAAGGGGAUAGUCUUUCAGAGUAAGAGGGAGCCAGGGGAGGAUUCUAAAAUGGAGGCUAUGGCUCAGAAUGGGGGAAAUGGAGAAGGGAGUGGAGAUGAAGACAGGCAAAAUGACAGCAGAGAUGAUGGAACAGCUCAGUCUCAAAUGAAGAAGGCAGCAAAGCCGGGAGUCCCGUCAACACUGCGGCUCCUGACCGUCAAACAGAAGAACACUGCCAAAGUGGAUCCAGUGAAUCAGCUGAAAAUCGAGUCAGUCAGCUCUUUGCACUCCAAAAUGCUUCGGGGCUUAGUCCAUAUAAAGCAGGAACCACUGUCUCUAGAGGCCGACAGUGGAACACAGAGCUCAGACUUCUGUUGGUCCAGCCCGCUGAUAGCAUUGAAGAGGAAGAUGGAGCCAGACGUGGGGCUAGACUUGAGAUGGGAUGGGGGCACCCCAGGCUGUGUGCUCGACUUGAGGUUGAAUGGAGGGAACCCAGCCAAUCGUGAUGCAGAGGAGAGGAACAUGGAAGGAGACCGUGUAGAGGAGGAGCUUGAGGGUGGCGAGAAGGAUGGAGCAACAGAGGAGAGGAAAGCGGAUAAGGAUGGAUCGGAGGAGAGGAAAGAGCAGAAGGAUGGAUCGGAGCAGAGGAAAGUGGAUAAGGAAGGAUCGAAGGAGAAGGAUGGAAUGGAGGAGAGGAAAGGGGAGGAGGAUGGAACGGAGGAGACUGACGCCCCUGUUGAUGAACCCACAGCCCAUAACCCAGAGAUACAGUUCCCCUCCUCUCGAAUCCCCUCUCCUCCCUCCUCACCACCAUGUAAAAGACGAAGGUCACUAAGGACAAGGGAAAAGCCUAGAGCCCUACGUGACUGUUUAUUAUAAGGGCAGUACUUUAGACAGAGUGAAAAAGGGGAUUGCUGACAACAAUGUUAAUUAGGCUGCCUUUUAAUGGCCCGAGAAACAGAGGAAAACAUAAUCAAGCCUACUGUAAAACAAUUCAUACUAGGCUUGUUAUUAAAGCAUAAUAG
Molecule: messenger RNA, 4050 nt
Organism: Salvelinus sp. IW2-2015
Lineage: Eukaryota; Metazoa; Chordata; Actinopteri; Salmoniformes; Salmonidae
Source: RefSeq, a predicted model, not a curated record